CAAUAGUCCUAAUGAAGACGGAGAACUGCUUCGCGGCCCCGCCCCUGGCGGAAGGAGCCGCAGCGCAGCCGUCCAGCGCAGAUCGGACGGCCAGGGGAGCCUCGAAGUACCUCGCUGGCCUCCCGUCCCGCGGCCUCUUCUCCUCCGCUGUCCUCUCCUCCAACCCGGGUGGCAUACGGGUUUACGUGUGUGAUCAUGAGACCGCGCCACCAGAGGGCCAAGUAAUCAAGACAAACUCAACAAAUAUAUUGAUCAGAGCUCUCCAAAUUAACAAACAAAAGAGUGAUGCAAAGGAUGUAAUUGCUAAAUCUGCAGCAGAUAGCAGCACAGUCAAAAGAUCUGCUGUCAGAACUUCGGAGAGAAGGUCUCCACCAAAAAAGAUGAAGACUAGUUCUGCUUCUACUAGUCAUCGAGGCAGUUGCAGUUCUGAAUUAUCUGAGAAGAAACUUCAGACGAUGACCGUAGAGCGAUUACGUGCACUUUUGAAAGAGAGAGGACUCUCACCAAAAGGGAAAAAGGAUGAACUGAUCGCUCGCUUGAAAGACGAAGCAUAGUAGAAGGAAUCAACAAAUUUCUACAAUGAUGUUGCACCAAAAUGCGGUACCAGCUUCAAGACCAACGGCAGGAGCAUCAAACACUUCAAGAUGCCUGUUUGGCCGAUGGUGCAUUUUCUUUGCUGCCCUGCUGGUGUUCUUUGUUACUUUAUCUCGCGUAGAAGUAGCAUGACAACAAUAUGCAAGGGGCUGUGACAAUUGAGCUGUCUAAUGUAAUCAAUAUGUCCUUGUGUUUCUUUGUGUUCAGUCUGAUGCGGGCUUAGUUAGUUUAGACUGAGGUCGUUGUCUUGAUGUAGAAUCUGCUCUCCAAGUUGUGUUUGAUAAAGAAUCGACUUGAUCCUUUAGCGA
Molecule: messenger RNA, 902 nt
Organism: Musa acuminata AAA Group (dessert banana)
Lineage: Eukaryota; Viridiplantae; Streptophyta; Magnoliopsida; Zingiberales; Musaceae
Product: protein LOWER TEMPERATURE 1
Exons: 6
Coding region: 12-554 (180 amino acids)
Biological process (GO): positive regulation of proteasomal ubiquitin-dependent protein catabolic process
Cellular component (GO): Cul4-RING E3 ubiquitin ligase complex
Source: RefSeq, a predicted model, not a curated record